Messenger RNA from Anguilla rostrata (American eel), 889 nucleotides. RefSeq names its product 12-(S)-hydroxy-5,8,10,14-eicosatetraenoic acid receptor-like. Gene Ontology annotation, molecular function: G protein-coupled receptor activity. The transcript has a single exon. Gene Ontology annotation, cellular component: membrane. The record is from RefSeq and is a predicted model, not a curated record. Gene Ontology annotation, biological process: G protein-coupled receptor signaling pathway. NCBI's taxonomy places the organism in Eukaryota, Metazoa, Chordata, Actinopteri, Anguilliformes, Anguillidae. Bases 1 to 843 code for a protein of 280 amino acids.
AUGGUGGAGUUCAUGCUGGCUCUGCCAUUGAACAUAACCGUCCUCUACAUACUAAUCUUUAAAUUCAGGUUCUGGAGGGGCAAUGGCGUCUUCCUGCUCAACCUCGUCCUGGCUGACUUACUGCUUCUGAUCUGUCUGCCAGUGAAAUCCUCCGCUUAUCACCAAGGCUUCAGACGGAGCAAAGAGAAGACGGUCUGCAAGGCGAUGCUCUUCAUGCUGUUCCUGAACCGGGGGGCCAGCAUCGCCUUCCUGACCGUCAUCUCCGUCGACCGCUACUUCAGCGUGGUCCACCCCCGAAAGAAGAACUUCCUCAAGGUCCUGAAGAGAUCGCCUCAGGUUUCGGUCCUCAUCUGGGCGCUCCUGCUCCCCCUGACCAUUCCCACCAUGCACAAGUCGUUCGAGUGCUGCAACAGCUACGGACGCGAGGACGACCAUUUCACCGACACUUUGAGGGAGAUCGUGUUUUUCACCCAGAUUCUCAUCCCCUUCUUUGUCCUGGUCUUCUGCACUGUGCAGGUUAUACAGAGGCUGAAGAGGAAGACUGUGGGGGACAGAACCAAGCUUCGCAGGGCUGUGUUUCUGGUCACCUCCGUUGUGCUGGUUUUCUCCAUCUGCUUCUUACCCUGCACCAUAUCCAGAAUGAUACUGUUGAUCUUCAGAGUCCAAGAGAUGCACAACAAAGAAGAUAUAGCCGUUCAGGUACAUGAUGGCCUCAUGGUCUUCUCCUAUUUGGACUGUUUGCUGGACCCAUUGGUGUAUUGCUUCUGCAGUGCGCGGUUCAAAGAACUGUACAUAUCAAACAUUUUCCCAUUCCUUCUGCCCAAGAAAAAACCCAACCUGUGACAUCACAGUCUGCAGUCACAGCCUGUGCACGGACCUAGACGAAGGA